UAGCAAACAAACAAGGCUAUGACUCGUGAGGAAGCACCUUAAGUAUACAAUCCACUGCUGUGGUACAAGAACACUAAAAUGUUCAUACCUGUUGGCUAGUCCUUAAACACAUCCUUUCUGUUUUUUCAGAGGCAUGCUUCCCCCAAUCAGCUCAAUGGAUCUAGUCAGUCCUCGGUCAAAUCAUUCCAUGCGGUCAUCCGAUUCAUCCAUGUCUAGCCGUUACUCUUCCUCCUCCUUCAACUCAGACUUGACCUCCACCUACAAGAUCGUGUCCACUUCGCUGUGCCAAGCAUCCACUCGCCAGCCCCAUCCCCCUCCUCAGCAGUUGAGACACACCAUGCAAGAAGCUCCUUGCAUCCAGGCAUUUAUGUCUCAAGCAAGACCAGGGUCUGCCAGACUUGCUGAACAUCGAUAUGUGCCUUUAGUCAGAAAUGCCUUUCUUGUCGAUGCUGACGAUAAAGAAAUGUAUUCUCCGAGAUCUCUGAAAUUAGACAGAGCUAGUUCCACUACUGAUCUUCUGCCCAGAUUUGACAACUAUACUCAGACACCAAGAGACUCUGCCACACAAACUCCUAGAAGGCAUAGAGAACAGAUGACUACUGAUGCCACUACUACUUCCACCAGUGAUGCCUUUGUUGAUCAGGAAACCCAGACUCCUAGGUCCUCUCGGCAUGGGAUAAAGAAGAAGAGGAGGAAGAAAUAUGAAGACCUGGAGUUAUCAUUGCAUGGCUCAGAUACUACUGUGUCGGUGGACUCAGAAAUGAAUUAUGAAGACAAAAAUACCAGGAAUCGAAACCGAAACAUGGGAGUAAGCUCAACCAGUGAAAGUUACAGGUCAACCUCGAUACAAGACCUGAAAACUAAAAUCUGUCAAACAAGCUUUUCUAUAGAAUCAGAAGAGUCCUUCCCAAGCCUCCGGAGAAGGCACAGAAACAGAAGUGAAACUGUUACACUGAAAUCUGUUGAUGAAGAUAAUGCUGCAUCUUCACUGCCAAACAGCACUGUCCAUCUCUUCAAAGAUGACAAUAUGUCUGACUCCGUGUUUGACUCUGAAGAACAAAAUGGAAGAUAUGUUGGAAGUGCAAUUGAUUCAGAGAACAGAGCUGAUGUUUUGAGCUCUGAAGAGUAUGUUGCUUAUGACAGAGCUGGUGAGGCUGAGAAGACCCAGGACACGAAUGACACAGAACUACAUGGAGCUCCUGGAACAGAGAAGCAGCUGGAUGAUAGCCCCAAAACUCUUGGGAAUGAAUCUAAUGAGGAUAGCUUCUGGGAGACUCGAGGAGACAAGGAUUCCCCACUAGCUGCAGGGAGUGAUGAGAUUGUAGAUGAAAACGCAUGCAGUGAUGGUCACAAAGAUCAAACUACAACAGAGGACACUUCUCAGCUUGAAUCAGCUCAAACAAAAGAUCAAAAAGAGACUGAAUCAUCUUACACAAAUGACCAACAACCGACUGAAUCACUUCACACUGACAAUCAACAAGAGACUGAAUCACUUCACACUAACAAUCAACAACAGACCGAAUCACCUGACACGAAUGAUCAACCAUCUGUGGUCUCCUCUGAGGUCUGGACAGUAUCACCGGAGAAUGUGACAGUUGAAGAGCCAGCUUCAGCUGAUACUGCCAUUGAGGUAGUGAAAAGUAAUCCUGAAGUUGAUGGAGAAGAUGCAAAGAAUAGCAACUUGUCUCAGAGUUUUGAUGAUGUAUGCCGGGGAGCUGUGGAGUUGACUUGUUUUGAAGAGGACCCCAGAGGGGAUAGAAUUUUCUCUGACAUGGAUGGAACGACGGAAGAAUACAGAGGCAAUUUCCUUAACAACCUUUCUGAAACAAACAAAAGCGAUCCUUCAUCAAGGUACAAGAAGUUUACAAAUGAGUACAUGCAUGUUCCAGAGGAGAGAGGAUCAGAUGGAGAGACCCUUGUUGACUCGGAUACAGAUCCUGAAGUUUACACCAAACCUGAGCAGAUAUUUACAAGGGAAGAAACUGAUGAGCAGCAUGAGGUGGAUGAAGAGCUGUGCAGGGGGGCAGCUCCUGCUAAGAGGAAGAACAGUGACGCUUCUUCAUAUUGCAGUGCAACCAGAGCACUAGGAGAGACAAACACUACAUACCAAGAGACCAUUACAAGUCGAGCUAAUUCUGUGACUAGCCAGGCCACCCUGUCCAGUGUCAGAGGUUCAAGAAUAACUGCCUGGAAGACGAAUCCUUCAGGUGGACCAGCUUCUGCUCAGAGUGAUAAGUCAGAACAAACAGCUGUGUUGGAUCUGACACAAGAUCUUCUGGAUGAUGAAGAUUUCUUUGAGGUAACUGAAGUUUAUGAAGCUGAUAUGAUGAAUAGACCUACUGCUGUGACAACAGAUGUGAAUCCUAUUACUGAUGAUAGGACCUCCUCCUGCUCACGAGGAAGUGGUGACAAAGUUCCUUCCCCUUCAGCAGAAAUGCCAUCAAGGGGAGAAGAAGAGUUUUUGAAUCUUGAAACAUUGGAAGUUGAAAUGAAAUGUGAGGUAUUAGACAGACCAGUGGACACUGAAGACAGACAAAGCUCAUGCAGUUUGAGCACUGGUACUGGAGAUGGGAAGAGGAUUGUCAGCGACGUUGAUGCUCCAGUCGAAGCUGAGAUUCAUCUUGAAAAUGAUGGAAAUAAGAUUGGAGAAGACAGACUUGAAACUUCUCAUUCUGGAUCAAGAGGAAAUGUGGAUAAGAAUCAGCAUGAUCUAACCAUAUCCUCUCGAGGUGGGGAUGAAGCAAGCAUUGAGCCUUUAAAUACCACAAAGGAUGACAAUGAUCAAAUACAAGAGACUCAUCACAACAGUGAGGUAGAUGUAAAGUAUGAACCAAAUGAGGACAGAGAAGAAUUUGACACAGCUGUUUCAGAAGGAGCUGAGUCAGACAGAAAUCAUGAGAUCACAGCAGAAGCAGGAAUUCCAAGACCAAACUCUUCCUGUUCAACUUCUAGAGGAUUUGUUAUGAAUGAUUCCUCUCUACAAGGAUCGAGUCAAGCUGUGUCUUCUAGAGGCCAUCAUAAUGAUGAGACUGUUGCAUCUAUUGAGGAAUCAACUGAUGAGGGAAAUGCUGAAGAUGUUGUGGAAGUGAAUAAGAAUGCAACUGAUUAUGUCACUAAUGAUAAUUUCAACAAUGGAAAAAAUCAGCUGCAAGAGUCCACAGUACCUACUGUAGAUAGUGUAGAAGAGAGAGGUGAUACUGAACAUUACUUGAAUGAUAAAAAAGAAUUAGGUGUCCUCAAAACGGAUGAGAUAUGUGAAAAAGAUAAUGAUUCCCAAAGAAACAUGAAAUCAGAAAUGUCCCAUGAGAAAACCUCUUUGAAUUUACCAAGUGAUGAUGAAGUUUUUGAUUCAGAUCCAACUGUGUCAAUGGGACCAGUAUCUGCUCACUGCGUACGUAGGCCUUCUGUAUCACCUCCAAGACCCAUCUCCGCCUGUCGUGUGAAGGUUCCGCCACUGUUGAUGGGCGAUCCCAACAUGAAACAAACGACUGCUGUGGCUGAUGAGUUGCACAUUGAGGCAGGGAGUUCAGAUGAUGAGGUCUUCCAGAUGCAGACCAGUGAUUGUAAGGAUAUCAUCAGUCAUGAUGAGAGUCGAGGACAGAUCGACACGACUCUGGGAACUGAUGCCAUUCUGUGCGAAGAACAGGGAGUUAACCAGGAUGAUCAAAUUUCCCAGAAUAACACUGUUAGCCCAUCACCCACAAAAGAUGAAAAUGUCAAAAACAAUAUCAAUAUUGUUUUAGAUUUAGGUGCCCCUGUCAAGCCUACUGCAGGGGAAAACAAUCCAAGAAGGCCAGUCUCGGCUCACUGUGUGCGAAAUAAUCCGGUACCUAAUCUGAUACAAAGACCAGUCUCAGCACACCAUAGACAGAUGCCUGAUAUGACCGUGGAGGAGGCAUUUGAAGAACAGUGUGCCACAGUGGCAGGGCCUGUUACCAUGGGAGAUGAUGACUCGUCAAAGGGUAAUGGUUGCGUGAAUGAAGCUGGAACUGUUCUCCUCGAUGAAAGCAGAGGACAGAUGGAUGUGACAAUGGAGGCACAGUGUCAAGGAGAUCUGACAGACAAAGUGACUACUUUCAUGGAGAAUGAGCCAAGAGAGUCUGGAGUUGAUCUGCAAGAGGAGAUGAAACCAGUGGUUCCUGAAAUGUUCGAACAAUCUGAGCAUCAGGAUAUUACUAGUCAAGUUCUGACAACUGUGAAUAGAUGUGAUGAUGGCACUGAGACAAGCCAAAGCACAGAGCCCAAAACAGAUUCAGAGGUGACAAAAUCUCCUUUGAGUCAGGAGGCAACCGAUCUGGACUUGCUAACAGAAUACCCUGUCCACGCUGGAUCGUCUUUGAGUAUGGAAAGGGGUGAAACUACAAACUCACCAAGACCAGUUCAAAGUCCACCUUGGAAGAAGCUUGAGAGGUCUGCUUCUGUAUGCAGUAGAGGUUCUGCAAGUGACGACAAUGAUAAGAUAUGUUCCCAAGAGAUUGGGGAACAGAUAGUUCAACUGUGUGAGAAAGAAUCAGAUGUAGUUCCCGGAAGUGUUUGUUUGGAACCAAAUGCAGAGAUAGUCCCUAAAGAAUCAAAGCCUGGUAAAAAGUCACAGCCAGAAGGUGAAUCAUCAGAUAUCUAUACACCUGUUGUUGAUGCAAAAUAUGAUGUCAAGGAAAUGAUUCAGGCACAAGCGUCUCACAUUUCUGAAGGUCAGGAUAUGGAAGAAGAAAAGCAACCGUAUGGAAGAGAUGUUGCAGCUCGUAGAGGAAGUAUCAUACGCAGAGAUGCUGCUCUGACUGGAGAUGUUGUUACGGGUGUGUUAUCGCCCACACCAUCUGUUGAUAGUGAGGUAUCACAUGUGCCCCCUGUCCUUGGAAACUCACACACUGAUGACAUCAAUUGUGAUUCCUCGCGUCAAAGAAAAAUUCUUUCAUUCCAAGAUCAUGAUGUUAUGACUAAUUCAAAGACUAAUGAUCUGUGCUUACCUGAUGACAAGUUGGAAGAAAAGCCAAAGCCAAACAUUUUGAUAUCUAAGGAGUCCUUGAAUUUCUUUUCCUUUGAUGAUCCUGAUGAGAGUAAAGUAGGCCAUUCCUUUAUUUCAAGUGAAGAGUCUGUUACACUUCAAACUUCCAAUGAUACACUGAUGAAUGAUUCCACUGAAUCAAGCACUACUGGUAUGAGUACGACAAACACAACUGACACAUUGGAGGAGCAUUACUCGAGGACUGACCAACUGAUUCCAGCUAAUAUUUUGGCUGAUAUUUCGAGGCUUAGCUAUAAAAUGUUUGAUAGCAACAUUCAGAAUCAAACAGUAAAAGAUACCUUUGAUGAAAAACUUGAUCCUAAGUUUUCUGAUGAAAUUGAUGAUGAAGUUCCAGCAACUGGAACAAAAACAAAUGUUCCAGUGCAUCAUGAAGAGUCCCCUGUAUGUGAAGUAGAUGCUGCUGCUGCUGCUGCUGAUGGUGAAGAAGCUUCUAGGGAGGAUGGGGCCAGUCCUGCAGGCAUAUUCAGACCACUGUCAGUAUUAGGCCUGCCUCAGAAAGAUCUGUCAAAUAGACGGCUUUCUUUGGAGUCAAGAGGAAGUAGUGACUUUAUCAUUGAAACAGAAGAGGUACUGAUAGCUUCAUCAAGAGGGGAUGAAGUCAUGCCUGAAAACAUUGUUGGUGAAUUACCUACAAACAAUAACAUUCCUGAAUCGGAGACUUUUACCACGGAGACUGGAUAUCAUCAAACCGAGUCAAUUGUUGUUGAACCACGAGGUGAUGUAGAAGAGGAGACUUACUGUUCACUUGCACACCCAUCAGGACCUUCAGAAGAACCACCUAACGCCAAUAACACACAUAAAGGACAAGGAGAUAUGAAAGUAAUCAACUCUCUCAGUUGUACCAAUCCUAGUCUAGAAAAUCCAGAACUUUCUGCUUAUUUGGGAAAUGUAAAAAUGAAUGCCUUGAUAGCUGUUGUGGAUGAUUCACCAGUGGAUGUUGACUAUACAAAGAGUGGGAAGUCCAAACAAACAUCCUAUCAACUUGUGUUGAAUGAAGAACAUGAUGAGCCCAAAAGUAGGAAUGCAGAGAAUGGUAAUGAUGCAGACAGAGUGACCAAGGUUUCAGAUGAUAAGAAAGACAGAACUAAACGUGGAGUCACAGGUCUUGAGGACAAAUGUGAGUUGAACAUUCCUGCCUGCAGCAUUGUUCCUGAGCUUCAAAAUCUCAACAUGAGUGCUGAUGGUAUGACUUGCUUGAAUGAAGGCUACCCACUUUCUGAACAAACAGGAAAUACAAAAACUGUCACCUUUGUUGAUGGAGAUCUGCCUGAAGAAGACAUUCUUACUUCAGAUUCGGCACCAAAAGAGGCUGGAAAUGUUGUUGAACCACAAGGCAGUCAUGGAGAAAACUUGACAAGAAAGGCUGUCUUGAAAUCAGAAGUAAUUAUGCCUGAAUUAAGCAAUCAUCAGAAUAGUGACAAGCAGGAGGACUUGAACCCCCAAAAGUCAGAACACAAAGAAACAUCUGUGAAUUCAUUACCAUUGCAAGCAAAUAUUAAUCGUGUUACAGAGACAGAGGCCCAGAGAGGAGUGUCUGAGAAGGUUGAUGAGCCCGAAGUUACAAGAGCAGCGAAUCCAAACCAUGGCCAUCGCAGACAGUCAACAAGUUUGCAUGGGCCGACAGUCAUCACAGUUGCAGAGGCCCAGAGAGGAGUGUCUGAGAAGGUUGAUGAGUCUGAAGAUGCAAGAGCAGCAAAUCCAAACCAUGGCCAUCGCAGACAGUCAACAGAUUUGCAUUUACCGACAGUCAUCACAGUUGCAGAGGCCAAGAGAGGAGUGUCUGAGAAAGUUGAUGAGUCUGAAGUUACAAGAGCAGCGAAUCCAAACCAUGGCCAUCGCAGAGAGUCAACAAGUUUGCAUGGGCCGACAGUCAUCACAGUUGCAGAGGCCCAGAGAGGAGUGUCUGAACAGGUUGAUGAGCCCGAAGUUACAAAAGCAGCGAAUCCAAACAAUGGCCAUCGCAGAAUGUCAACAAGUUUGCAUGGGCCGACAGUCAUCACAGUUGCAGAGGCCCAGAGAGGAGUGUCUGAGAAGGUUGAUGAGUCCGAAGUUACAAGAGCAGCGAAUCCAAACCAUGGCCAUCGUAGACAGUCAACAGGUUUGCAUGGGCCGACAGUCAUCACAGUUGCAGAGGCCCAGAGGGGAGUGUCUGAACAGGUUGAUGAGUCCGAAGUUACAAGAGCAGCGAAUCCAAACCAUGGCCAUCGCAGAGAGUCAACAAGUUUGCAUGGGCCGACAGUCAUCACGGUUGCAGAGACAGGACAAGAUUCAGGAGCUGUAGCCAUCUUUCAAAGAAGCAAUGAAGCAGUGGAUGGGCAGGUUGAAUUUACAUCACAACACCAAGUGAUUGUAGUGUCAGAACGUGAAGGGCUGCCUGAUGAGGCAACCGAUGAAGAUGUGAUGCAGGGGGAACAACAGAACAGGAGGAGUCCACCCCGAAAUGAGGAGAAAGAGGAGAAGAAGGAGGUUGAGUCUGAGCAACAUUCUAUGGACACUGUAAAUGCUCAUGCAAAAGAAAGCAACGAUCAAUUGUCGGAUGAAGCUUUUGUUCUGAAGCCUAUGGCAAUGUCGGAGACAGAUGGUGUGUCAAGUGUUCAAGAGACUGUUUCUUCGUGUCUGAAUGGUGAUUUGACCGGUGGCAGGCCACAGACAAGCACAACUAAACAUGGUGGAAUGUCAGUGUCUGGUAACAUGGCUGAGUCAGAUGCGCAAUCUCUGUCUGAUUCUGAAAGAGGAUUGCAUUCGGAUCAGAUGUCUGGACAUAGGAUCAUCCUUGUGUCUGAGAAUAUCCCAACCCCUGUUGCCAAGGCGAAGGUCAUUGAGAGACACCCAGGUGGACCCAGAGUUAUUCUAGUGUCGGAAAAGUCCCAAGUGUAAAACUGUCAACUUUGGCAUAUCAUUAUUAUUUUACCUAAAGGUUAAGCUGAAUAAUUUUUGGCAGGAUUUUACAUAUAUGACCUGAUGCAUACCAAGCAUUUAUAGAUAGAUUUGACUUAAUAAUUUAAGUAUAGUUUACUUUUUAUUGUUUUCCAUGUUUGGAUGUGAAGUAAAAGAAUUAGCCCACUGUUAAACAGGAAAACCUGGCUUUUGGAAGAUUACAUAUUGAAUUCUUUUUUUUUUAUAAAGCCAUACCCAUCUUUUGAAGAAAAGAACAAAGGAGUAACCGUUCUUUCUGUGUUGACCGAAUGCCAUUUCAGCGAUUAGUUAAAAGCAAAGUAAGACUAACCUAAUUGUAUUUUUAUUCCACAUAUUUGAACAUUUGAGUUGCUGUGUCCAUAAACUAAGUAAGUGAAAAGAAAACCAUCUUAUGAAAGUCAGUUAAAGAUGGUGCUGGAUGCAAGCAAAACAUUCAAAGUAAAAUUUGUUUG
This is a messenger RNA of Haliotis rufescens (red abalone), 8394 nucleotides long. RefSeq lists its product as uncharacterized. The coding region runs from base 134 to 7903 and encodes 2589 amino acids. The transcript is spliced from 2 exons. Lineage: Eukaryota; Metazoa; Mollusca; Gastropoda; Lepetellida; Haliotidae. The record is from RefSeq and is a predicted model, not a curated record.